This is a messenger RNA of Spodoptera frugiperda (fall armyworm), 833 nucleotides long. RefSeq lists its product as uncharacterized. The record is from RefSeq and is a predicted model, not a curated record. Bases 49 to 777 code for a protein of 242 amino acids. NCBI's taxonomy places the organism in Eukaryota, Metazoa, Arthropoda, Insecta, Lepidoptera, Noctuidae. The transcript is spliced from 8 exons.
UAUUGUUAUCGCUUAUAAUCCAACUUCGUAUUAAUUAAGUCAGAUUUCAUGGCAGUUGUAUUUGGACAUUUAAAAGGUACAGACAUCAAGAUGAGAGUUGUAGCACUUCUUGCACUAGUCCUCUUGGGGGUCAAUGCCCUUCCCGAAGUCGACCCUCAGAUAACGAGUGAACGGCAGGCGCGUUUUAUUGAGGAUCAGAUCAUUGAGGAAAUUGAGAACAUCGCCCAGUCUAUAAGAGACAUGGGCUUAGAUCCAUUGUCGAUUGAGCACGACACUUUCGAAUAUGCGCUGCCUGUACCUGCACUCUUCAACGCGGCCGCUGAGGUGGAAGAUGUAAGGAGCUUUGGUCUCAGUAACAUUGUGGUUGAGCACAUGGACCUUCUUAUUCUUGCCGUUUAUAACAGACUCGAUUUCCAUAUAGCUUUGCCACAUAUACAUUUCUUUGCUCGUAAGGUGAAAGGUCUAGUUGAUACGUUUGGUGAAAAGUUGAUUGUUGAGGGAGACGGCAGUGUGGAUAUAAGAAAUGUAGACAUUGUUGGUAGAGCAUACAUCAAUCUUGGCAUUUCCAGCGGCAUCACUGUAUCUGGCAUAGACAUGGAUUUUAAAGUCGGACGAACUAGCUCCAAUAUUCGGUUAGCCAUCAACGGACAGAAUUUCUCUGAAGAAGCAAACCGAAUAUUCAACACAAAAAUUCCUAACGUUCUGGAUGAGUUCAGUGAUGAAAUCAACGAGCUUCUCGAAAUUAUCCUUAUAGACAUCAUCAAUGAAAACCUUUAAUCGACGUGAAUACGAGCAAAUAAUAUUUAUAAAUAAAUUGACUGUUUUGAAUAGUA